Messenger RNA from Asterias rubens (European starfish), 3988 nucleotides. Its product is annotated as transient receptor potential-gamma protein-like. Gene Ontology annotation, biological process: calcium ion transmembrane transport; regulation of cytosolic calcium ion concentration; manganese ion transport. The transcript has 14 exons. Gene Ontology annotation, molecular function: inositol 1,4,5 trisphosphate binding; store-operated calcium channel activity; protein binding. The record is from RefSeq and is a predicted model, not a curated record. The coding region runs from base 470 to 3301 and encodes 943 amino acids. Lineage: Eukaryota; Metazoa; Echinodermata; Asteroidea; Forcipulatida; Asteriidae. Gene Ontology annotation, cellular component: membrane; cation channel complex.
UGGAUGAGUGAUACGAACAUUGGUGUACUUGUCAAAUGGAACCCACAUACUGGAUUAUUAAAUCGUGUGCAUUGCGCAUUCACUGUCUCUGUCCUUACUCUAUGCACUGUCGUAAGAGUUGGACAACAGGGCUGACUUUGUGUAAUCAAGUAUUCGUUCCAAAGUGUAACAUUCAUUCUGGAUUACGGUGAUAUUAUUCAUACUGUUCUUAAGAAGACGACCAUAUAACUUUGCCACAAGCAAUGUGAAGAAAUGAUAACCGUACAGCCAGACGCCGAUAAAGAGGUUCACACACCACACCGAUUUUGCCUUUGGAUAUAAACACACUCCAUGUGAUUGCAUUUUUGACCGUGGUAUUUUCAAGAGUAAAUCUGCAGGAGUUAUUUGCUCGUCUUCACCACGUUCCGGGCGCCUUGCUAAGGAUUGCUUGUCUUAGUGUUAGAGGAAAGAGAAAGCUGAGAGUCCAACAAUGCAGAGACCCAACUUCAACGACCCUGCAUCGGUUGAGCGUCUUUUUAUCCAAGCAGUAGAAAGAGGCGAUCGUAAAGCCAUCAUAUUCGCCUUAGAUAACGCUCCCGAUCUUAACAUUAAUUGUACUGAUCAGGAUGACAGACCAGCACUUCUCAUCUCCAUACAGAAUGGCAACUCAGAUAUCGUUCAGCUUCUAUUGGAUCACAACGUACAGUUGGGGGAUUCUUUAUUACGUGCAGUUGACGAGCAGUUUGUUCAGGGUGUUCGCCUCAUCUGUGAGCAUAUCAAAAAGAAGAAUUUACCCGAAGCUCUAAAUUGCCGUGCUCUCAACGGCGAUUUUCACUUUGAUGUUACACCCCUGGUCUUAGCAGCACAACACAACCAUUUUGACAUCAUUCGAAUCUUAUUGGAGUAUGGAGCUAGAAUUAAAGAUCCAGGAGAAUACAGUGACGAAGCUGCGAUGCACACCUUGGAAAACUCCGUGGGGAUGAUCAAUCUGUAUAAGGCGCUUUCAAGUCAAGCCUACAUCUCACAAACAUCAAGCGAUCCCUUCAGUACAACAUUCGAACUUUGUUCCAAGCUUCGUAAACUCGCUCUGACAAAGUAUGAAUUCUGCGACCAGUUCCAAGAGUUAGCCCACCAGUGUGAGGACUUUGCAGCUGGUCUUUUAGACCAGGUGCGAGAUUCCAAUGAGCAGGCUCUGAUUCUUAACCAUGACCCAUAUGGAUGGAGUAAUCCGUCUGAGGACCUCCAGACAUGUCAGCCAAAUAGAGUCAAAGCUGCAAUUUUCUUUGAACAGAGGAAGUUUGUGGCUCAUCCUCACUGCCAACAACGUUUGAUUGAACAGUGGUACCAUGGUCUUCCUGGUUGGCGAGAUCAAGGUUCCUUUAAGUCUGGUUUGACCGUCUUGUUGAUGGGUCUCAGCUUCCCACUCCUCUCUAUAGCUUACAUUCUUUUCCCGUAUGGCAAGCUCGGCAGGUUCCUUCGCAUCCCAUAUGUCAAAUUUGUGUGUCACACCGCCUCCCAACUGUGCUUCCUUCUUCUCUUGCUGUACCAAACUAUAGUUGAAAGCACAUCUCAUCCUUUAUCAGCAUUAGCAGUAAGCAAAGCAGAGGAAGAAAGUACUUCAAGUGAUUCAGUAUCAACUACGACGGUCAGAUCUAACCCACCUAGUAUUAUAAUGUUGUUUAUAGUGGCAUGGGUUGCCGGGAUGACGUGGUCCAAAUGCAAGGAGCUCUGGUACAAUGGCUCAAGAUUCUUCAAUAAUCUAUGGAACUAUUUUGAUUUUGUUACCCUUGUGUUGUACUGGACGGUCAUUGCACUUCUCUUUAUGGUGUAUUUUAAGGCAGAGCAAGGCGAUCCGGCGCACGUAGUGGCUCGGUCACAGGAGAUCAAUGUCACUUUAAGCCCGUCCUCAACUCUUGAUCCAUUUACCCUCGAAUCAAACGAACCUCCCGUCCAAGAAAACUUAAAAGACAUCGAAGACUCCCUAGACGUUAUCUCAGGCAAGCUUGAUCAACUCCUAUCUGGGCAGCAGUCGAUGAGUUAUAAUAUGUCCAACGCAGUGUUAAAGGCAAUGGCAAACAAGACACGUCGAGGGUUCAGACCGCCAGAAGGAGCAGAUGGUGCAGACGGAGAGCGUUUUACAUGGGGGGCAUAUAACCCUAUUCUAGUUGCGGAGGCAUUAUUUGCACUGGCGAAAGUCAUGAGCUUUAUGAGAAUGAUCUGUCUGACGGUUGUGAACCGACAUGUGGGACCUAUGCAAAUCUCUCUCGGUGGGAUGAUGGUGGAUAUCGCCAAGUUUCUCUUCAUCUUCUGCUUCGUAUGGUUUGCCUUCUCCCUUGGAAUGAAUCAGUUGUAUUGGUAUUAUUCAAAGCAUCUUAAUCAACCCUUUGGAACGCUUAUGGAGACAAUGUCAACCUUGUUCUGGGCUCUAUUUGGACUACCAGAUAUCUCCAUUGUUAAUUUACCAGGAGUUGAUCAUAUGUUUACUCAGUCCGUUGGUCAAUUACUGUAUGCUGUAUACCACAUCAUAGCAAUAGUAGUUCUCCUGAAUGUACUGAUCGCCAUGAUGAGUAAUACGUACACUCGUGUUGAGAUGGAUGCCGAUAUGGAGUGGAAAUUUUCUCGCUCCAAGUUGUGGAUGAGUUACUUCGAUGAACUUGGGACUGUGCCUCCUCCCUUGAACAUCUUACCAACUCCCAAGACAGUUUACUACUUCGUCAGAUGGCUCUUCUGUGACGUGUGCUGCCGAGAAAAUCUCGCCAAGAAAUACAAGGAGAGGUUGCGAAGCAUUGUUGAUGAAAGACAAAUGAAAUUUCGGGAAGUAUCAGAACAGGUUGUGAGACGUUAUCACUUUGAGAAGCGCCACCAAGAGGAAGAAGAUGACCAGGCUAACUUGCUGAAUGAGCUCAAGCAGGAUAUCUCUGGGUUUAAAUAUGACAUGUUCGAAGCACUUUCCGAGAUGGAUAAAAAGAUAAGAGAAGUGGAUGCUAAGGUGAACGACAAGGACCUAGACGAGGAAGGAGGCUUGGGAACGGGUAUGUUUAAGGCUCUACAAGACGCCAUGAAAGAACCAGAAAGAAGAGACAGUAUGAUAUCAAUGUCUUCAGGAUGCUCCGUUGCUAUGGUUGAUAUGAGAUCUGCCAGGAAUGAUAACCAAACUCCAGAAUGGAUGGAUCAUGAUGACAUAGAAAUGACGCCACUUGUUAAUAGUACGACGGCGAAUAAGACUGAAUCUGAGCAACCACCCAACGGUCAAGCUGCUGACCCUCUUAAGUUCAUUGACGAUGAUGAUGCAUUGGGUGCACAUAGAAACACUGAAGUUUAAUACAUCAUCAGAUGGCAAUCCAUUUUUCAAUUAAGAAUCAGAGGAAAAUGUCCAUCAUCUUCAGUCAAGAUCUUAGAUCCUAUAGUUUGAGGACGAAGCAAUAACAUUAUUUUUUAUUCGUCUAUACGUUUCAACCAAUCUUUAAAGACUAUUUGCAUAACAGAUAAUAUAAUUAUAUCAGCUAAUUUGACAUUUACGCUUACUAAAGAUGUUGAUAUUAUUAUCGUAUUCAUAGAGGAGAUGUUUUAGUUAAAGUGUAUACUAGGAGUUCUUUAGAUCCAUGCAAGUUUAGUUUAUUUCAAAUAGUAUACCGAAUGUUUCCGAAAGCUUAUAGAAACAGUUCUAUAGAAUAAUUGACACAUUUUUGAAUGUCUGAUUUAGCAGAAUUUCCCACCUUUGUCUUUUAUUAUAAUUGAAUGUAGCAUCCGGAUAUGCUUUCUAUACCAAUAAGUAUUUCAAAAUGGAGUUGGUUAUCAUGAAACGUUAUGAAUCCGCUGAGCUUUAAAUGAAUGAUGACGAAUUUGGCUCAUUGAGAGUUGAAGGCACUGGACAUAUUGGUAAUUACUCGAAAUAAUUGUUGGCAUAAAUAAUAACUUGUUACUAAGCAUUGGAGAGUAUAAAACAUGUGAGAAACGGCUCCCUCUGAAGUAACGUAUACGUUUUCAGAAAGAAGUAAUUUCUCACUAA